ACCACAUCCGGCGAGAUCGAGAUGCGGCCGCGCGGCAGAGGAGACGACGCGGACGAGGACGUCGACUACGACUCCUCCCCGGACCGGCGCGCCCCGCCCGACCACGACCCAGCGCCGUCGCCGGCGCCGGCGCCCGCGCCGCGCGCGCCCCUCAGCAGCAUGGUAGUCAGGCCGUCCCCGCCGCCGCCGCCACAGCCUAGCGCCUCCUCCUCCCCGUCCCGCUCCCGCUCCCGCUCCCCCGCCCGCUCCUCCCCCUCCCCGUCCCCCGCCCAGGGUAGCCGCCGCCGCGGGUCCUCGCUCCCGCGCCGCCGCCGCGACCUCUCGCCGCCCGACCUCCGGAUCAGGGACAGGCGCCGCUCGCCGCCGCCUCCUCCUCCUCCCGCCAGGCGCCGCUUCGGGAGCCCGCCCCCGCACCGCCGCGCCGGGAGCCCGCCGCCCCCGCAGCGCCGCCGCUUCAGUCCUCCCGGGUUCCAGCCCCGGCAGCCGCGCUACUAUGACGAGCCGCCGCCGCAAGGAUUUGGCAUGCAUGCUGGACCCUCACCUCCGCGACAACGCAGAUUAGAAAGCGGCAACUUUGAUGACACUAUGGGUCCACGUUAUGCUCAUGGAUAUGAAGGGAGUGGUCGAGGAUAUGUGGGGAGUGGUAGAGGAUACGAAGGGGGUGGUAGAGGAUACGAAGGGGGUGGUAGAGGAGGUGCAAGGCUCCGAGAUGGUUCUCCACCAUAUGGAAGAGGGGGCAGAUCUCAUGGAAGGGGGCAUACUGGUCCUGGUAAGGAGUUCAUUCUAAUUGAUGGAGAAUAUGUUCACAGGAAUGACCCAAAUCUGUCACCAAGAGAAGGUGAUUGGAUAUGCCAGAAUCCAAGCUGUGGAAAUCUCAACUUUGCUCGACGAAGUCACUGUAACAAUUGCAACAAGCAUCGCUAUGAGCCUAGCCGCAGUCCUCUCAGGGGGUACUAUGACUCUCCUCCGCGAGUGCCUGUAAGGGUGCUUGGUCCACCAAGUGAUCGUGCACCACCAAGAGAAAUGGCAAGGUACAGAUCACCACCCCGUGAUUGGGUUGUUGGUGAUCCGAGAGGUUAUCCAACUAGAUCACCUCCAGAUCGUGUAGGACGAUUUCCAGACCCAUUGCAGAGGGAAAGAAUGGGCUUCCGCGGUGACCGUGAGUUGAGGGACCCUGUGAAAUUUGAGUGGUCUUCUGCUGAGCACAAGCAGAGGGAGCGCCCACAUGGUGGGUUGUAUCCUGACAGGAACCGUCGACACUCUGGAUCUCCUGGAGGGAACUGGGGGAGCGAUAGGCGGGACAGAAGCAGAUCUCCUGCAGGCAACAGACCUAUGAAGAGUGCUUUCACAGGCAGGGAUCGACCAGACCUGGAGUAUGGUGGCUCAUAUGUAGGCCGAGGGCGGUCUAACAAUUUGGAUGCUGGCCGUGGGCUUGGGCGUGGUGGUGGUUACAGACAAGGAGGUGGUCCAUACCCUGGUGAGGGCAGAGGUGAUCGCCGUGCUGCUCCGUAUGGUAGGAACGAGGAACGCUACUAGUUAUAAACUGACCAGACUCAUUCUUGGAGCUGCUCUGGAAAGAAAAUCUAGUUAAGGGAGUGCUUGAGAACUGGUGCAGCUUGUAAUAUUAAACUUCCUGUACUACCGGUCCUGAACUGUGAUGACAUUUCAACUGUUCACGGAUGAACAAGUUCACUAUGCCUUGGAUGAUCA
This is a messenger RNA of Lolium rigidum, 1710 nucleotides long. RefSeq names its product serine/arginine repetitive matrix protein 1-like. Lineage: Eukaryota; Viridiplantae; Streptophyta; Magnoliopsida; Poales; Poaceae. Gene Ontology annotation, cellular component: nucleus. The record is from RefSeq and is a predicted model, not a curated record. The transcript is spliced from 3 exons. Gene Ontology annotation, molecular function: transcription coregulator activity; RNA binding. Gene Ontology annotation, biological process: regulation of DNA-templated transcription. Bases 22 to 1536 code for a protein of 504 amino acids.